AUGGCGUCAGAGCUCGAAGGCUUGAUCGCGAGCCUUUUGGUGCAUAUCUCAUGUUAUGGAGAAGAAGGGUGUCUCGUACAAGACGUUUUGAAAGCAAUUCAUCAUCCCUCAGCUCACACAGAAGCACUGCCAAAAGGCAACUCUCCUGUACAAGACCGUACUGCUGCUAUCAUCUGGAGUUGGCUUGCUGCAAGACGGGAUAUUUCUGUUGGCGCUGAUCGCGAGUUCAAUCAUCUUUCCUUAGAUGAAGUUUUAGCGCUUUCAUCUUCUGGUGGUGCCCCUGGACAAGAUGCAGAGACUUCGGGAUCGCAGCCAGAAAACUCGACAUCAACCAGCAAUGUUCGUGUGCGCGCUUCCGAAGAUACGAUGUGGGAAUCCCUCACUGGCCAUGCCGUUGAUUAUAAGCGAGUUCCCAAAUCCGAGUGGAUGUUACUUUUGGGCAUAGCUUCAACAACCACACAGGGAAUCCUCCAGGGUGAUCUUGGACGCCUAACGGAUCAAGACAAACGAUCUGUGCCGAAAAGGACGGAUUCCCUUCUCAAAAAGGGGUACAUCGUCAAGAGAACAACUCUUGUUCGCGGAACUAAAACAAGCAAGAUGUGGCUGAAGCUCUUCGCCCCCCCUUUGCCCAAAGACAGUGAAGGCACAGACGAAGUUCGACCAGACAUGACACUGACUCGACAAGUACUCGUCGAGGAUCUCGAGCCCGUUCCAUGGCGCACCCGAUGGAUUGGCGAGUCUAUCGACUACAUCGCAUUGGCCACCACCAUCAUGGCUAUCGUCAAAGAGUGGGGAGUUCUUCAAAUGAAAGACAUGAAGUCGAAGCUUGGCGUUCUAGGAAUGCGCUGGCAGAUGAAGGUGCUGGCGAAGGUCUGCCGUUUUCUUAAUCAGAGGGGUGUCAUCCAGUACGUCGCCGCGAAGCUAGGAGAUAAGGUGUUCAAGGAUUGUGUCAAGUAUGUCAGGGAUCUCAAUUCCGAAGAUUGGUCGCUGUACCUCUCAACAGGCAAGAGAAAAAGCAAGACCCCUCGAAACCCAGAUCUUGAUGGUCUUGACGGAAACAAACAGCUCAUAGGGCAGGCUUCCAACGUUCCCGAGAUAUCGAAGGCACCACCGUGGUCUCUGGACAAACCGGUUCCUGUUAUAAUUGCGGAAAUGGCGAAACAACUAGGCGAUACUGGGCUUACGAAUCCCGAUGUCUAUGCCUUGACGCUGGGUCCUUCAUACAGUCGACACCUCUCCUCAAUGACUACUGCACUGUCUGUCCCGGAGUUGCAACCGCCUCAUCUAGCUCACUUUCAGAUCUAUAGCGAGCACACAAGAUCUGGAAAAGUAGCAUCCUAUCGGUACUUUGCACCAAAUGACCUACCGGACCCUCUGUCGACACCGAUGGAUACCGCAGAUCAGUCGUCAGUUACUGAUAGAUAUGGUUUCCCGCCUGCUCAGCCCACAGUAUUGUCAUCUGAAGCUCCACCGACACUGGCUGAACUGUGCAAUAUGGGCAUGGCCCGCCGUACAACUAAAGGCCGUCCUAAAAAGCCCAAGGCUAAAAAAGAAAAGCCUGUGCCUGCUCCAAAGAAAAAGGCAUGCCGGAAACGCCGUGAAGAGGCGUCAGAAAUCUCCACACAAUCUGACCUUGUUGGAGAGGCUAGCAAGCCUCAGGAAGCCUCUGUUCCUCAAGAGAUUGUUGUCCCCCAAGAAGCUGUUACGUCUCGAGAAGCUGCCCCAACACAGGCACAAGAAACAACCGCUAAAGAACCAGGAAAUCCCCGUCAAGAGAUUGCAAAACAUGUUGAAGCUACUCAAACAGAAAAUGACGGCACAAAACAGCAGAAUGCAGCACCCGAGCCAGAAAAGUUCGACGGACUCAUGGUGACACUCAAAGUAUCCCCAGAUGUCCUCAAAGAACCCCCAGAAACACCACAGGCAGCUCUGACAACCCCGAUGCGGCCGAAUCGAACUAGGUCGACAAGGUCCUCAGCUAAGAAACCCGAAACAGGAGUCACAGAAACCACUGCCGAAAAUGAGGAGUCGCAAACGCAGGAAAGCAUCAGCAGUGAGCCGAAAGAGGAUUGCUCUAACGAGCAGCUAGUAAGUGGGAGGAAGCGCGGCCGUCCAAAGAAGGGUGAAGUGAGAAAAAAGAGACACGAAGAGCAACCCGAUGGAAACCCGACUCCUUCAAAAUCCUGGGUAUGUGAAAAAUGUGGGAAGGCAUGGAAGAAUGAUAACGGGCUGCUAUAUCAUCUUACCAAAUCCCGGACGGCGUGCAAUCCAUCAUUUGAAGAGCCUAUCGUAACGCCAGCUCGGCGUGGGAGGAAGAGAGCUGCUUCCGAAAUUGAAGUAGAGGAACAGGUUAACGCAACACCCAUCGCGGACAAACCACAAGGCGAAGUAGAAGAAGAAGCUACGGCAGAGGACAACACAGAACUACUCAACGAAGAAGACAAUGAUCAAGAGAAAGGCUCGGACAAGCACCUGGAAAAGAAUCAGCAAGACAAAGAAUCCAGCCUUGUACGUGAGGAUGGACCAACACCGAAACGAAUAUCAACGUUGCGCGGCCCUGUUGCUGCUCGCCCAACGUGGUCCUCAAGACCAACAGUCAGCUUUAAAGUGCACGCGAACACAGAACUUCAUCGACCUCCAGUUACCAUGUUCGACUCGCCGAGGCGAUCUUCGCUUUUGCACGGAACCAAUGGGGCCCUUGUUCAAGGCGAAAAUAGCCAACUACGACCGAUUUUAGGGUCUUUGAAUCGGUUCAAUUUGCCUGGAGGUUCCCAAAAAACAUCUGGCCCCAAAUCUGAAAGAAAUGGACCUCAGCUAGCCACAACUUCUCACCCAGAACAACUCAAGUCUUUGCAUCCUGGGAUUAAUGAAACACCCAGCAAAUCCGGCUCUGUGACUAAGGCUAAAACACCAACAACUGUUGGCACCCCGCUCUCCAAGGCUGUCAUGAACAGCCGUAUAUCCCAGAUCGUUCAAGGUAUUCUGGAGGAGCAACAAGGUGUCUUCCCGGGUGGCAAAUCCUUAUGGACGGCCAUUACUCUUCGAUGGACAGAAUCCUACUCGGAAGUAGCGCCGCAAAUCCGCACAUAUCAGGCUGCUCUCCGAGAAUUGUUGAAGAACAAGUGCGCAGCUGAGCAUUGGCUCACUUUUCGCAGCAGAAAGGGUGUGACCGAGAAGUGUCAUAUCAUCGUCCGACCUGGGAUUGAUCCAUUUUCCCCAGAAGCUGAUGAGGUAGUGCUAAAGAUCAAAGAUGCCCACCCAGAUCCAUAUCUUCCGCCUCCAUUUGAUGCUCAAGUGGACAGCGACUUGCUAAAGCGUGGCCGUCGAGAUCUCCCAGAAGAGGUUGAGAUGCUCGAUGCCCCUGUCUAUGUUGCACGAGCUGCUCAGAAGCGGGCCGCCCAGGACGAGUAUGACGACGACGGUGAUGAUUUCCCACCGCCCCAAAAACGAGGCCGAAAACGCAAGAGUACGUUUCCAGAAGGGCGCUCUUCGAAAUCGAGGGCAUACCAAAACGAAAUGGGAGAGCCAAUGCGUUAUGAACACUUUGAAUCCUCCCAAGGCGCUCCUGAGGCCCUUCAGUUUCUUGACCCUAACACAUUCCUGGAUGAAAAUGAUGUUGAGGGAUCAAAACAUUACUUCAGCAACAGGUUCGGUACUGCCUGGCAACAAGGGUUCUCAGCUCAUCCAUCUGGCGAGAUUGUUUUUGAUAAACCGAUUAUAGUAUCUGGCUAUGAUGGUAUUUGGCCGUAUAUUGCCCCUCAGGAUUUUGAGAUGCAGGGUGCCAGCUACACCUUGAAGGGAUGGAUGCCCGAUAGCAACUGGUUCGCUUGGUCGUCAAUGAUAGAAAUGAUUGACCGGAAAGCACACUCGCUCAAUCGCCAGAGCCUCCAACGUCACGGCAGACUCAGCCAGUAUCAGUCUUUUGUGGCGCGGGCAUAUAUCUGUACUGACCUUGAGCGUGCAUGGUCAGAUUCUUUCAUUCACGCACCACCUGGAGCGGCAGGCCCUUAUAACAUUUUUGUCUCAUUCUCUAGUGAGGCCGGCGACGAAACUAUCGAAACCCCUACAAUUUCCUGGCCUUCAGAAUGGCAGCUUACGCCGAAGUCAUUCACCGAAAACGUUCCGGACCGUGCUUUGCUCGUGGACGCCUCUGAUGAGGAAGAGGAAGAGGAAGACGACAGUUUCGAAUGGCCAAGUUUCCCCGCGUUUUUACAAAAACCAGGAUACAGAAUCUCUCGAGCUAACCGUAGAGGCCGAGGUGGUCGACCUCGAGGUUCCGGUAGCCGACUGCGAGCAUCCGCUCGACAAACGCCACAGCAACCGAGAGUUAAACGUGUGCGCCUCGUCACACGACCUUUAAUGCCCCUUCCCGAUAAUACAGACCAACCACCAAGUCAAGUCGAUCCCACGCCUUUGAUCCGUGGGGAGGAGGCAGAGCGUCUCCUUGCUGCAUUGGUUGCCGUACGCGUGUUGCUAGGCGGAGCCGACAAAUCCAUUGAUUGGGGUCUCUUGCUCAAGCUUUUUCCCGAUCUUUCUAUCAAAGACAUGCGCCGAUUCUGGGUUGAUGCUCGCAGAGAUCAGGGUGCAUAUAUCAGGAAGCUUACCAAGGAUUUCCAGGAUCGAUUCAUAAUUGCUUAUUCUAAGAACGAGCUGCCGGAAAUCGAUUUUGAGGACCCUAUGGACUAUGACUGGUACAGUUUGAUUGACUGGACACUCGAGCUGCCGCGACGAAGAGGCAUUGAUCUUCCAGUAACGAGGGGUGCCCUGGAAAAUGACUUUACCUUUCAGGACGUCACUCCCCAUGAUGAAGAAGACCCCCGAGAGAAAUUCUACAACCCUCAGACAUCUGUUUUCGCUCGCUUUGAGGCCGUCGCUACUCCAUCUGUUGUUGUUGUCGAAAAGAUGCUCAGUGGACCCAGUGUUGAGCACAUCGAAAUCACUGAAAAUGACAUUGCCAGGUCUUGGGUACGAUCCUUGUGCUGCACAGAUGAGAGCCGUUACACGGUUGAGCAGAUCAAGCAGAAGUUCUCUACCUUGGCAGGUGGUGACCAGGACAAGAUCAACUUAUUACUGAAGGAGGCCAUCGAUGCUCUGACACAGCAGCGCAUCAUCUGUAAAAGCAAACGGCCGCCGCUUUCUGGGAGACCUUUCAGACUCAACGAGCAAUUUGGACAUGUGCUUUCGAAGCUUGCGCAACGGACCAAAUACAAGGACGCUGCUGAUUUCAAAACGCAGCUGGAUGCCACUUUCCGCCGUGGUGAGGCCUAUCGAAUCCCUUUCACACUCAAUGACGGGUCGGUAAUGGCGUUGAUAAAUCUCAAUGCGAGUGAAAGGAUUAGACUGGUUCCAGUCAACGUGCCUCACAUUCCCUUGGGUUUUAAGCCUGGCCAGUACGAGAUGCGCAAGCUGAAGAAAUCACUCUAUUCCCAUGAUCUUGAAGCGGUCCCCACGGACUUGUACAAGUAUGACGAACAGAUCGAUGUGCUGCGUAAGAGCGUCUUCGAAGGACCUCCAGCCGCAGGCAAAGACAAAAAUAGCGUGCUUCCACAAUGGGUUGACUUCUUUGGACGCCGGGAAGCGGAACGGUGGAUGGAUGUGCUGGGUGCUUUCUGCUUUGUGUAUGCGAACAGAGGUCUUUUGACGAUCGAAGGUGUAUGCAAUGCCCUGAAACCAGUUCUUGAAGAGUUCGAGGCUAAGCUCAUCAUGGACUGGGGCGUAAAAACAGGCGUACUCAAGUACUCGGAAGAAGGUCUGGGACUCAUGGUAGGGGAAUGGUGGUGGCUGGCUGUCCCUUGGCAAUGGGGGCGACAGUUUAAGCUCACAGGCUAUGAUGAGAGUAUGGAUUAG
This is a messenger RNA of Fusarium venenatum, 5847 nucleotides long. RefSeq lists its product as uncharacterized. Gene Ontology annotation, cellular component: transcription factor TFIIIC complex. The record is from RefSeq and is a predicted model, not a curated record. Gene Ontology annotation, molecular function: DNA binding. Gene Ontology annotation, biological process: transcription initiation at RNA polymerase III promoter; 5S class rRNA transcription by RNA polymerase III. Lineage: Eukaryota; Fungi; Ascomycota; Sordariomycetes; Hypocreales; Nectriaceae.